AUGGUGCUGUCCGAACAAAAUUUUAUUUUGUUUGAAAAGGUGGAGCGGGUGUUAGACUGGAAGGUUGCCGGGACGGAUCGGGGAGAAGGCUGGCUGACUGACUCGACAAGGAGCCCGUGGAGGCCCAGCGGGAAUCGAAGGGGGUGCCAGGCCGGUGGGCUGGCGGAGGAGGGCUCGACCCUGCCUGUCGGUCUGCCGGGCGCACUCUACCUCGACUGCGUGGACGUCCAGGCCGGCCAGCUCCCGGAGGUGGCGACCAGGAUGCCGGGCAUGCCCUCCCAGGACGGCCUGGGCUCUUUAGCGGGAGGCCAGCCCCCUCCCCGGCCGACUGGGCAGGGCAGGUCGAGGCCAGGGUGCCGGACUUGCCCUCCCAGGACGGCCGGGGCUGUUGAGCGAGACACAGCCCAACCAUCCAUCAGUCGGCCAGGCACCCAAACCUCGAGGCAAGGCAGCCGCUCGUCAACCCAGAGACGGGCUGGGGCCUUUGAGCGACAGCCAGCCCAACCAUCAGUCGGCCAGGGCCCCGCACCUCCAGACCAGGCAGCCGCUCGUCAACUCCGACGUUGGCAGGGGCUUUGGAGCGACAGACAGCCCACCUCCAGUCGGCCAGGCACCCGCACCUCGAGGCCAGGCACCCGCUCGUCAACCCAGAGACGGGCUGGGGCCUUUGAGCGAGACACAGCCCACCUCCAGUCGGCCAGGCACCCGCUCCUCGAGGCAAGGCACCCGCUCGUCAACCCAGAGACGGGCUGGGGGCCUUUGAGCGACAGGCAGCCCACCUCCAGUCGGCCAGGGCCCCGCUCCUCGAGGAGACAGGAUGUCCAUGCCAAGCCGACACUCCCGUCGAAGGCAGGCACCCGCACUUCACAUCCGACGUCGGUAGGGGCUGUUAAGCGGGACACAGCCCACAAGGAGGCCGACAGGCCCCCUCAGGUCGACGCGAGGCACCCGCUCGUCAACUCCGAGUGGGCCAGGGUGCCGUACCUCCAGACCAGGCACUCGCUCUUCAACUCCGAGGUGGGCAGGGGCUUUGGGGCGACAGACAGCCCACCUCCAGACGGCCAGGGCCCCGUACAUCGAGGCAAGGCAGCCGCUCUUCCUCUCCGAGGUCGGCAGGGACUUUGGAGCGAGAGACAGCCCACCUCCAGUCCGACAGCCAGCCGCAGGUCGCGGGCAGGCAUCCGCUCGUCAACUCCGAAGUCUGCUGGGGCUUUUGAGCGACAGCCUGCCAACCUCCAGUCGCCCAGGGCCCCGUGGGUCGAGGCAAGACACCCGCUCGUCAACUCCGAGGUGGGCAGCGGCUUUUCAGCGGGACAUAGCCCAACAGCAGUGGGCCAGGGUGCCGUACCUCGAGGCCAGGCAUCCGCACUUCACUUCAGACGUCGGCAGGGGCUCCUGAGCGAGACACAGCCCAACAGCAGUGGGCCAGGGUCCCGUACCUUCAGACCAGGCACCCGCUCGUCAACUCCGACCUUUUCAGGGGAUUUUGAGCGACAGCCAGCCCAACAGCAGUGGGCCAGGGUCCCGUACCUUCAGACCAGGCACCCGCUCGUCAACUCCGACCUUUUCAGGGGAUUUGGAGUGUCAGCCAGCCCAAGACCAGACGACCAGGGCCCCGUAGGUCGAAGCCGGGCCCUCGUAAAACCUCUCCUAGAUCGGCGGGGGCUCCCGAGCGACAGCCAGCCCACCUCCAGCCCGGCAGCACCCCGUAGGAGACAGGAUGUCCAUGCCAAGCCGACACUCCCGCUUAACCCACCCUGGAGUUUGCAGGCGAUUCCGACCGGCGGAUCUCGACGCAGCGGGCCGACAGCGCCCCGCCUGCCGAGCCCGGUCUCCCGCCCGCCAUCCCUGGAGUUUGCAGGCGAUUCCGACCGGCGGAUCUCGACGCAGCGGGCCGACAGCGCCCCGCCUGCCGAGCCCGGUCUGCCGCCCGCCCACCCUGGAGUUUGCAGGCGAAUCUGA
Lytechinus variegatus (green sea urchin) is the source of this 1962-nucleotide messenger RNA. Its product is annotated as filaggrin-2-like. NCBI's taxonomy places the organism in Eukaryota, Metazoa, Echinodermata, Echinoidea, Temnopleuroida, Toxopneustidae. The record is from RefSeq and is a predicted model, not a curated record. The transcript is spliced from 4 exons. Bases 1 to 1962 code for a protein of 653 amino acids.